Neodiprion fabricii is the source of this 3500-nucleotide messenger RNA. RefSeq names its product tax1-binding protein 1 homolog B-like. The record is from RefSeq and is a predicted model, not a curated record. Bases 535 to 3141 code for a protein of 868 amino acids. The transcript is spliced from 8 exons. NCBI's taxonomy places the organism in Eukaryota, Metazoa, Arthropoda, Insecta, Hymenoptera, Diprionidae.
UGUUCUGCCACGUAUUUAUAAGGUUCGUUCGACUCGGUAUUCGAGCGUUCCAAACGGUAUCAGAGUGCUCGGAAACGAGCAUUCGACCAAUUGCAAUCGGCCUACACCAAGAAAACUGCUAAUAAUCCUUCGUUAGUUAGGUCUCAAGCUAUAACCGAAUAACCUUGUGACGGUGACGAAGAGAUUAUUUUGUUUUCCAUCAUUCAAAGGCCACAGAAAUGCUGAGUACAACUGUGGUGUGCGGCUUAUUUAUAUAACUGUCAUAGGAAAAGAACUGUUCUUCAGUGGUAAAGAUACAGCUCAUCUCAUCGAUCAUUCAUCGACGAUCUCAGCAGUUGUUUUCAUGAAUCCAAUUGGCAAGGUGUAAGCAGCAGCCGUCACCUAGCCAGCCAUACUUUCCUGGAUAAGAAUAUGUAAGUGUGGGAAAAAAUACCGAUGCCAGGCAAUCAACUCGUAGAACUUUCGGCUUCUUCAGCAAAUCUUGCAGCAUAACGCACCAACCAACGUUACAUUGAAACUUGAAAACAACAAAUUAUGGCGGCCAUUAUAAAGGAAUUAGAAAUGGAUCCAUCUACUCAUUCGGAAACGGAAAAUCUGAAUCGUGUAGAUAGCGACAAUGAAGACGGUAUCUUGUCCACCUAUAGUCUACCUGCAUGUUUUGAACUAAAUCAGAGUUCUAAAGAACAACAGAGUUGUUUGACACGAUCUCAAUACGCAUUGGUUGUCUUUCAUGGAGUUGCUGAUACUUACCCUACAGACAGUGAUAUAUUGUGUCGAUACACUUUGACUGACGAGGUGGAAGCAACACCUGGGGAUCGGAUAGUAUUAUUUGCUGUUGGGUGGUCAGCGAUCAAAGAUUACAUUGUGUUUGAAUGGGCUCCAGUACCUGAGAAUGGUGAAAGAGACUUGACAGUAGUAUUUAAAGCUAUUGAUCUGCCCAAAGAUGUGAAUGAAUUCUAUCAGGUUUGCUAUGUUAGUAACGAGGGUGCAGUUUGUGGUGCAAGUAUACCAUUUCAAGUGCGCACUCCUAACAACGAAGAGUUAACAUGUGACCUCGAGGAAGAUAUGGUUGUUGUACGAUCCUCAACAGCAGUUGCACAAGAUAAACUUUUCAAGGCUCAGUUAGAUCGGAAGAUUCUAAUUAAAAAGAACAUUAAUCUUGAAACGCAACUUCGCUGUUUGCAAGAUGAACACAGUUUUGCUUUGAAACGGUUAAAUCAGCUACAAGACACUUUGUGUACAUCCGGAACGCACAGUGCAACCUUGCAAACAGAAAUUGCCCGUUUGUUGAAUACCAUCGAUGAAUUGUUAUGCGUGAAGCAAAAAUUAGAGGAAUCCGAAUUGAAACUGAGCGAAGCAGAGUGUUUUAAAAAGAAUAUGCUGGAGGAUAUUCAAGACCUAAACACUGAGAUAAGAGAAUACCAGACAGAAAUGCAUCGUCUCGAAGCAAAGGUCAAAGACUUGGAUGAUGCAUUAAUUGCAGCUACAAAGAAAAUCGAAAUUUUGCAAACGGACCUAGAAAAAUCUGGAAUCGAGGUUGCCCUCACGUGUAAGAAACUUGAAAAAAGUGAAGAGCAUGGGACACAUUUGGUAGACAAAAUUUUUUCCCUCGAAAAUGAAUUGAAAGUGUGUAAGUUCAACCUGAACAAUUCUCAGGUGGAGAAUUUAAAACUUAAAGCAGAAUUCGAAGAUGUCUCUGAUGAAAAUACUAAGCUUAAGAAAGAGUUGCAGACCGAAAAGGAGUCUAAGGUUCAUUCAGACAUGUAUGGACACGACAUGGAUAAAGGAAGACUAGUAACUGAAAAUUCGAGGCUGCAACGGGUAACGGAAGACUUGCAAAUGAGGAUAUCAACCUUGGAACAUGAAAUAUCUGUCUUUGAGCAAGUGUUGGAGGACGCGUUUAAUGCACAAAAAAACACUUGCCCUGAACACUGUAACUUGGAGAAGGAGGUAGCUCAAUUACAGUAUCGCCUCGACAAAAUGUUGAACAAGGAAGAAACACCUGAAACUAAGCAAAGUUGUAGCAGUGCCAGUAAAUCUUCACAUUCAGAAACAGAAAUUGCCACAUUGUCGAAGUUAUUGGAUGAUUCGUUAAAAGAAAAUGAAUUACGGUUACAAGAAAACGUGGAGUUACGACUGAUGAACGAAUUCUUAGAGUCCAAAUUACCCUCGCCUGACAGAAAAUUGGAGAAUCAAAUCGUUGUUUCCUGUCCGAACGUCAGUAACACUGAUAGUUACACAUGCAGUCCAGAGAUACUCGCAUUGAAGGUUACUAACGAAGAAUUCCAACAGCAGUUGGUUGCCAAGGACGAAAAAAUUGUUGAUUUACACAUUGAAAUGGAAGCGUUGAAAAAUAAAUUCUCUGUUACCGAGAAGGAACUCAAGCUAGAGAUCGCUAACCUUGUUUCUAAAAACACUUUACUCACUCAACAGGAGAAACAAUCUCGAAUAUUAAAGGAUGAAAUGCAGAAGAUGAAAUUCAUGAAAGAAGAGUUACUUGUUCAGAACAACUCAUUGCUGGAUAGGCUUCGCAGCAGUAAAUACAAUUUACCUACGAAUACGGAAAUAAAUCCGGAUCAUAUAAAUUCAGCUUUAGAGAUCGAAAAUAAGCACUUGAAAGAGCAACUUGAAUCUAUAUAUGACGAAUUGAACGCUACUUGGAAACGAGAAAAAGCGGUGACAUUAGAGCUGGAAGAGUUUAAAGAAAAGCAGCAAUGUCUUAACAACGAAAUAGAUUCGAUGAAGAAAAUAAAAAUCUUUGCUGAAACCAAAUGUUCGUUACUUGGUGAACACAAUGAUAUGCUCUUGCAGAAGCUGAUCCGUUUCGAUAGCAAAGCACAGGAUCAAAAGUCCCGUUACGAUUACUCUUCAAAUCCGGAAUUGAAACAAAUCAGCCAAAAUGUACAGAAUGUGCUCUUGGCUGUUGAAAAGCUAGCUAGUUGUAGUAAUGCAGAAAAGUCCCAACGCUCUAUGUUAGAAGUCGAUGAUUUGAGGCACAGAUUAAUAUUGGCUAAAGAGGAAUAUGAAAGACUUCACAGAAUUAUGAUGAGUUACAGAACGAAGUAUUAUGAUUUGAAAGCAAAAUGCAAACCCAAGAAAGCACCUGCAAAAACUAAUGAUUCCACUUUGUCAACUAUCUAAAAUGUAUAAAAGUUGAAAUUUGAUGACAUUAAGCUUUCAGUUCUAUAAUCUGAAUUAGUGGUUUCCAACGAGUGACGGUACUUAUUCAUAAUGACGAAAAAUACAGCCCGAGCAGCCUGAAAAAGAAAUAAUCAUUGUAAUUAAAACAUGUUCAAGAAUUGGUAAAAAAUGUAAUCUAUCAGAAAUUGAAAUAUGUAUACACGUACAUAUGUGUACAUAUGUAUACCUAUGCAGGAUUUUCUAAAACUAUAUUAAGAUAAAAAAGGCAGUAGUUUGUUAAAGACUAUAUUAUUUACUUUCAAUCGGAAAUUUUCGAAGGAAUGUCGAAAGUUUAUAAAACAAUGUUGAUAUUUGACCAA